This is a messenger RNA of Ceratotherium simum simum (southern white rhinoceros), 2006 nucleotides long. The record is from RefSeq and is a predicted model, not a curated record. NCBI's taxonomy places the organism in Eukaryota, Metazoa, Chordata, Mammalia, Perissodactyla, Rhinocerotidae.
CUUUCUGUCAUGGGGGCGAUCUCCAGGCGCUUAACCUGUCUCUCAGGUACCUGAAUACUGGCCUUGUGUCUGAAGCUCCUGGAACUUUUCUCUUACUGAGAUAUAACUUGGCUCAAAUCACACUGCAUGUAUAUAGUACACAAGCGCUUAGCCCAAGCCUGAGAAUUAUUGAAAUCCUUUGGUAAAACAAAUUCAAACAACAGUGGGAGUUCCAUCUAGGAAGAUGCAGCCUCUGGACAAGUUGCUGGCUAUCUCAAAACCUCAAAACCUGGCUUCUCAUGAACAAAGUGAGGUCCUGAGAGCAGAUGUGUCUUGGCAGCAGGAAACCACCCCAGUCAUGGAGACAUAUGACUCUGAAGCCUCUCGUCAAAAGUUCCGGCAUUUCCAGUAUUUGGAAGUGUCUGGGCCUCAUGAAGCCCUGAGCCAGCUCUGGGAGCUAUGUCUUCAGUGGCUCAGACCAGAGAUUCAUACAAAGAAGCAGAUCUUAGAGCUACUGGUGCUGGAACAGUUCCUGACAAUUCUUCCUGAAGAGGUCAGGACUUGGGUGAAUUUACAACAUCCAAAGAACAGCAAAGAAGUGGUGACCCUUAUAGAGGAUGUAGUUGAAAUGCUUAAAGACGAAGAUAUGCCUUUCAAGGAUUCUGUCCUGUUCCAGAAGGGGAGCAUCAAGAAGGAGAAAAUGGAAGCUGACUCACUAACAGGCAAAUCCAGAAACUUCAUGUUUUAGGAACCAGUGACAUUCAAAGAUGUGGUUGUGGAAUUCAGCCAGGAAGAGUGGGGGCAACUGGACCGUGCUGUAAAGAACCUGUACAGGGAUGUGAUGCUGGAGAUCUAUAGGAACCUGAAUUCACUGCGUAAAGAGCAUCUACUUUCCAAACAAGUUGAGAUCUCCAAGUUGGAGAGUAAGAAAAAAAGAUGGAUAAUGGAGAGAGAAAUCCCAAGAACAACCGUUUUUGACAGAGAGACAGUUUCAGAAAACCAAGAUUCAGUUCCAAAGCAGAGAAUUUCUGGAGAAGAAGCAUCCCAUGGAGUGAUUAUGACAAGACUGACCAAGAGUGGACACCCUUCUUUAGAUGGCUGGAAAAGUGAUGAUUGGUUACAUAGCAACCAGGAACACUGGGACAUAAAUUUGCCACAAGAAGCUUUCAUUCAUAAGACAAUCUACACUGAGGAAGGUGACUUUGAAUCUAGUGAAAAUAAGAAAAGCUCUCAUGUUAACUCAGUUGACUCAACUUUUGAUACACAACAAGGAAUUCCUAUAAGAAAGGGGCCCCUAAAGUGUGAUAAGUUUAAAACUAACUUCACAUUUAAUUUAGACUCAGUAGGUAAGCAACAUUCAGAACAUAAUGAAUGUGACAAUGCCUUGAACCUGAGUCCAGAUAUUCAACACCCAGAAAGUCACACCACAAUGAAUUCCUAUGAGUGUUAUCAAUGUGGGAGAGCCUUCAGCCGGAGUUCAUCCCUUGUUAGACAUCAAAUCAUUCAUACAGGAGAGAAACCCUACAAAUGCAGUGAAUGUGGGAGAUGCUUCAACCGACGUACAAACCUUACUAAGCAUCAAAAAAUUCAUGCUGAAGCAAAGGCCUACAAAGGCAAUCAGUGUGGCAAAGCCUUCACUAAGGGUGAAGACAGUAAUAUAAAUCCAGGACUCCAUUCUGGAAAUAAUCCCUAUGAGUGUAACUGUGGAAAAUCCUUCAGCCGGAGCUCCUCACUUAUUCGACAUCAAAUGAUUCAUACAGGAGAGAAACCAUUCAAAUGUAAGGAAUGUGAGAAAACCUUCAAUAGGAGUUCAAACCUUAAAAAACACCAGAAACUUCAUAGUUAGAGGACAACUCAAGAGAAGUCCUAUAACAGGCAGAAAUUCGGGAUUGCCUUCAUUCAGAGUGCAGAACUCAUUCAACAUCUGUGACUUUAUGCUGGAAGGAAUCCUAUGAAUAUAGUAAAUGGAAGAAAAUAUUUGACAGAGAUUAUUCUUUAAUUGAUAUGACAAUUAAUAUUGGAGAGAA